AUGGCACACAUCAAAAGAGUAGCAAUCAUCGGCUGCGGCUCCAUCGGUGCAUCAUGGGCCGCUCUUUUCCUCGCACAAGGUCUUGAGGUCUCGGCAUUUGACAUCAAUCCUUCAGCAGAGUCAUUCCUUCGGGAGCUCGUCACCGACGCACUACCGGUUCUCUCGUCGCUGGGCCUUGCCAAGAGCUCCCAAGCGACCGCGUCGGAUAUCCAAUUCACAACAGACAUGGCCACAGCCCUCAAGGACGCCGACUUUGUACAAGAGAACGGCCCGGAAAGGUUAGACUUUAAGCAGAAGCUCUUCCGUGAGGUAGCCGAGCUAGUCGGCCCAGAGACCAUCAUCGCGACGAGCAGCAGCGGGCUGACGUGCUCGAGCAUCCAGCAGGGACUCGAGGCACAGCACAAGCCAGAGCGGGUGGUGGUUGGCCACCCAUUCAACCCGCCGCACCUGAUCCCGCUCGUCGAGGUGGUGGGCGGCGGGAAGACAUCCCAAGAAACAAUCAGCAGAACGAUGGCCUUCUACGAGGAUGUGGGUAAGAAGGCGGUCCAUGUCAAGAAGGAGGUGGUCGGGCACGUUGCCAACAGGCUUCAGGCGGCGCUGAUGCGCGAGGUCAUGCACCUGGUGCAGGAGGGCGUCGCCGACGUGUCGGACAUUGACCGCGCCAUGUCCAACGGGCCCGGUUUGAGGUGGGGUGUCAUGGGCCCGAGCAUGCUCUUCCACCUCGGCGGCGGGCAGGGUGGCGUCGAGUACAUGGCUAACCACCUGCUCGAGCCCAUGAUGAGCUGGUACGCGCGUGAGGAUCCCAAGGUCGACGAUGAGCUCAAGCGCAAGUGGGUAGAAGGGACAAAGGCGGCGGUGGAUGGGAGGGAGUACAGAUCCCUGGCCAAACAGAGGGAUGAGGAGAUUGUGAGGCUGUUGAAUGUCAGGCGAGAGUGGGACGGGUAUGCCGAGGCUUGUAGGAUGGCUUUCGCUUCAGAAGUGGGGAAGGCCUGA
Pyricularia grisea is the source of this 993-nucleotide messenger RNA. RefSeq lists its product as uncharacterized. The record is from RefSeq and is a predicted model, not a curated record. Gene Ontology annotation, molecular function: oxidoreductase activity, acting on the CH-OH group of donors, NAD or NADP as acceptor; NAD+ binding. NCBI's taxonomy places the organism in Eukaryota, Fungi, Ascomycota, Sordariomycetes, Magnaporthales, Pyriculariaceae. The coding region runs from base 1 to 993 and encodes 330 amino acids. Gene Ontology annotation, biological process: fatty acid metabolic process. The transcript has a single exon.